Messenger RNA from Branchiostoma floridae (Florida lancelet), 2765 nucleotides. RefSeq names its product dimethylglycine dehydrogenase, mitochondrial-like. Gene Ontology annotation, molecular function: protein binding; oxidoreductase activity. Gene Ontology annotation, cellular component: mitochondrion. The coding region runs from base 144 to 2729 and encodes 861 amino acids. The record is from RefSeq and is a predicted model, not a curated record. The transcript is spliced from 16 exons. Lineage: Eukaryota; Metazoa; Chordata; Leptocardii; Amphioxiformes; Branchiostomatidae.
CCAUUUAGUCGGGAGAGAGUCGUGAGUUAAAUUCGGCUGAGUGUAACCUAGGUUAUACGCCUCACGUGACCCCAUCAAUCUCGCAGCUCCUAGAUUUCGACCCUGACCCCGUUCCAAGUUCUGGUAAGUUUGUGUGUACAAACAUGGCGCACUCUGCAGCAGCCAGGUGUGCAGGUGUGUCCCGUUUGUUACCGUGGCAGUGUCGGCCACGAGCUCACCUGUCCACAACAGCGUUUCAUCUGAGCAGCGAGAAGAACAACAGGACGACAUCAGAACCGCUCAGCAGGCGGCUGAAGGAUGAGGCAAACACAGUGAUCAUAGGGGGCGGGGUGGUCGGGACGGGACUGGCCUACUGUCUGGCUAAGGCAGGACAGAAGGACGUUGUGCUGCUGGAGAAGACAGAGUUAACCGCUGGUUCAACAUGGCACGCCGCUGGACUCACCACGUACUACAACCCGGGCAUCAACAUGAAGAAAGUCCACUGGGAGAGCUUCAAGGUAUUCAAAGAGGUGGAGCGAGAAACUGGUCAGGAUGUGGGUUUCCACGGCCCGGGAACCAUCAGACUGGCCUCCACUCCUGAGCGGGUGGACGAGUUCCGGUACCAGAUGCAGCGGCAGGGCUGGCACGACGCGCCGCAAUGGCUACUGACUCCGGAGGAAGUACAUGAGAUGCACCCGCUGCUAAACAUAGACAAGGUUCUGAUGGGCCUGCACAACCCCGGGGAUGGCCACAUCGACCCCUACUCACUCACCCAGGCCUACGCCAUCGGUGCCCGGAUGUAUGGAGCGGAUGUCUAUCAACAGACAGGAGUGACUGGGAUGAGCAUGCGCCGUGAUGGCAGCUGGAAUGUGGACACGCAGCACGGCACCAUCCAUGCACAGAAAGUAGUCAACGCUGCAGGAUUUUGGGCUCAUGAGAUCGGCCAGCUGUGCGGUCUGGAGCUUCCUCUCGUCACCGUGCAGCACAUGUACGUGGUGACGGGACCGAUCCCCGAGGUGAAAGCCAGAAAGACGGAACUGCCCGUCAUCCGCGACCUGGAGGCGUCGUACUACGCGCGCCAGGAGCGGGACGGGCUUAUUAUCGGCCCGUACGAGAGAGCGGAGUUGAUGAAGAUGCAGAACCACUGGGUGAGCGACGGGGUUCCUCCAGGUUUUGGAAAAGAGCUGUUUGAGUCGGACCUGGACAGGAUCUCGGAGUACCUGGAGGCGGCUAUGGACAUGAUUCCGGCGGUCCGGAACGCGGACAUCACCCGGGACGUGUGCGGGCCCAUCACCUGCACACCCAACCACCUGCCGCUCAUCGGACCCUACAUGGCACCUGGGCUGCGCAACUACUGGCUGGCUGCAGGCGUCUUCGGCGGAGUGAUACACAGUGGAGGUUUGGGGAAAUACCUCACACACUGGAUCAUGAACGGGGAACCGCCCUACGACCUCACAGAGUUGGAUCCGAAUAGGUUUAGUGAAUCGUGGUGCAACAGGAACUUUGUUGCGGCAAGGUGUAGAGAAUCGUUCGGGUUCAACAACAUUAUCAUCUGGCCCAAGGACGAGCGUCCGGCCGGGCGACCCACGACUCGUGUGAGCGGCAUCUACCAGACUCUCCUGGACAAGGGUGCAGAGAUGGGCUUCCACUCCGGCUGGGAGCAGCCCAACUGGUUUGCUAAAGAAGGUGACACACCCGGCUAUCGUCCCAGCUUCAGGCGCACAAACUGGUUCCAUCCGGUCGGGAGGGAGUGUGAACUGGUUCUAUCCAGGGCCGGGGUCAUAGACCUGACACCAUUCGGAAAGUUCGAAGUCAGCGGUCCGGAUGCGGCGUCGCUGCUGGACUACCUGUUUGUUAACGAAUUACCACAGGUUGGGAGAACGCGCAUCAGCCAUAUGUUGACCACUAGUGGGGGCGUGUAUGCGGAGAUGACGGUUACCAGGCUCGGACAGGACCACUUCUUCCUCGUCACGGGAUCAGGCUCCGAGCUGCAUGAUCUCAGAUGGAUAGAGAAUCAUGUGUGGAAGGGCGGCUACGACGUCACCAUAGCUAACGUCACAGACGACAUGGGCGUGUUGGGGAUCGCGGGUCCUCGGUCCAGGGACGUCCUGGCCAAGUUGACCUCAGGUGACCUGAGCGAGGAGGGGUUCAAGUUCCUCAGCUGCCAGCAGCUCAGUCUGGGUGGGGUUCGCGUCAGAGCCGUUAGGAUAUCGUACACAGGUGAGCUGGGCUGGGAGCUGUACCACGCCAGAGAGGACACAGCCCGGCUGUACGAGGCCCUGAUGUCGGCAGGACAGGAGUUCGGGCUGGGGGACUUCGGCACCUACGCCAUGGGCUCCCUCAGGCUGGAGAAGGGCUUCAGGGGGUGGGGGGCUGAGAUGACAGUGGACAACAACCCUCUAGAAGCAGGUCUUGACUCCUUUAUUAAAAUGAACAAGCCUGCAGACUUUAUCGGUAAGCAGGCUCUGCAGCAGCUGCAGCAGGAGGGACUGACCCGGAAGCUGGUGUGUCUGACUGUGGAGGUGGAGGAGAACGGUCCUGAUGCUGAGGGCAACGAGACCAUCUGGCACCAGGGGAAGGUGGUUGGCUUCACGACGUCGGGAGCGUACGGUUACCAGGCGCAGAAAUCCCUGGCUCUCGCCUACGUCCCGCUGCAUCUCACUCAGCCGGGAACGGUGGUGGAGGUGGAGUUGCUAGGGAGCCGCCGCCCAGCAACGGUGCAGCAGGGACCGCUGGUCCAGAAGCCAUAGAUUCUUUGGCGUCCAUUUACGGCAAUGUUGAUCCGA